UCCAGGUACUAAUUGUAGCUAUUAUGUUGGCUGCUGCUUACGCUCAAUCUGACACUGGAUAUCCCGCGCCUUCUGAACCAAAGAAGCCUGCGAAGUACAACUUCAACUACCAAGUGCAAGACGACCCGACCAAGAACGACUUCGGUCACCAGGAGGCCCGCGACGGCCACGACACGCAGGGGUCGUACCAGGUACAGCUUCCCGACGGCCGCCUGCAGAAGGUCUCCUACACCGUGAGCGUGGACUCCGGAUACGUGGCGGAUGUGAUGUACGAGGGAGAGGCUCAGUAUCCGGCCGAAGGAACCCCUGGAUAUGCAUGAGUGCCCUGAUUCUUUCCCUUAUUUAUUUUGAAAAUGUAAAGGCGAUUUUAAUUAAAGCUCAGUGUUA
Molecule: messenger RNA, 387 nt
Organism: Penaeus chinensis
Lineage: Eukaryota; Metazoa; Arthropoda; Malacostraca; Decapoda; Penaeidae
Product: pro-resilin-like
Exons: 2
Coding region: 24-320 (98 amino acids)
Cellular component (GO): extracellular matrix
Source: RefSeq, a predicted model, not a curated record